CUUUUCAAAGUGCUCUCCAAAUUUCGAAUAAUGGUUGUCGCCCAGAGAGUGACGUAACAUCAACCAUAACACUUGCAGUCCGUAUGCCUGCAACGAUGGAAUAGGAAAAUAGCACAUUGCCGACGGCGUGUUGCUGAAAUUCUGUGUUCGAUAUGUGGAUCGGACACAACUCUCACGGCCUUGGUUGAUCUGGGAUCGGCAUCAAGCUGUGUGUGAUGACAGCGGCAGGUGGGCACGAGGCUUGGACCCAAUGCAGUUUGUGCCUGUGUGAAGAAAGAUUCGCCAAGCUAGGACACGGCACGAUCAGCUGCUCUUUCCUUCUGCUGCUUCUUUUGCAGCGGUGUCUUGUUAUGCUCUCCAGGAUCAACCGACAUUGUUAUCAUCAAUCAACGCUGUAUAUACCUAGGUACCUGCCAAGAUCAUAUACCGAGGUUUUGUGCUCCUCCAAACGUGAGAAGGUCGCAAGAGACUCAAUUGAUGGUUGCUUAUCAACCGCGGGACACAUGACUUGUGCCAAUCACCAUUUCACGCGGAUGAUGCGCACUCAGGUCUGGUAGCAAUGCCCAACUCAAAAUAUGCAGACAUCGAUGCAAGCGCACCGGCCAUAGGAUAGUAGAUAGACUAUGAGGUCCCAAUGCUUCGCG
Messenger RNA from Dissoconium aciculare CBS 342.82, 644 nucleotides. RefSeq lists its product as uncharacterized. The transcript has a single exon. Bases 216 to 557 code for a protein of 113 amino acids. Lineage: Eukaryota; Fungi; Ascomycota; Dothideomycetes; Mycosphaerellales; Dissoconiaceae. The record is from RefSeq and is a predicted model, not a curated record.